Exophiala viscosa is the source of this 2641-nucleotide messenger RNA. RefSeq names its product fungal-specific transcription factor domain-containing protein. Gene Ontology annotation, biological process: DNA-templated transcription; regulation of DNA-templated transcription. Gene Ontology annotation, cellular component: nucleus. The transcript has 7 exons. The coding region runs from base 313 to 2493 and encodes 726 amino acids. The record is from RefSeq and is a predicted model, not a curated record. Gene Ontology annotation, molecular function: DNA binding; zinc ion binding; DNA-binding transcription factor activity, RNA polymerase II-specific. NCBI's taxonomy places the organism in Eukaryota, Fungi, Ascomycota, Eurotiomycetes, Chaetothyriales, Herpotrichiellaceae.
CGUCAUGAAAGUGUCGAAAAGCAAUGGGGAAACUUGGCUGCCAAUGUAAUAUCGUAUUGUGGCUUACAGGCCUCCAGCAUCCCCUCCCCACAGUCACUUUUACCGACCACUGCACAUGUCACAGCUGCCACUCCUGGGGCGGCCUGGGGGGUUGUCGGAGCAAUUAGCAAGCCUAUAAUAUCGGCCUUGCUAUCGCAUCCGCUUUCCUUUCCACAAGCCUGGCCCUUCUUUUUUUGUCGUGUCCCAAUCUCUGCCAGGGUUGCCAUAGACUUACUGGCAAGAUCGCAAUAACAUCCAGCCCGCACAAACCCAAUGUCGGAAGAUUCCAAGGAUGCUGACACAGAACGAUCACGUGGGAUCAAGAGAGUGAGACAGGCGUGUUCGAACUGCAGACGCAAGAAGGUCCGAUGUUCUGGUGAAAGGCCUUCCUGCUCCUUCUGCACAAGACUCGAUCAGGAAUGCCACUACCUGCGCGAGAACGUCUGGGAUGACUGGGAUCCAGUCGGUCAGGUUGUAGGAUCUUCGAGUGUCACAGAUGAGAAUCUUAUCGCACGGGUGACAUCUCUCGAAGCCAAACUGACCGAGCUAAGUCAUUUGAAUGCAUUUAUCCCUGCACUCACAAACGCGCUGGGUCAACGAAGCUCCAUCGAACAGCCUUCGCUGGCAGGAUUGAACGAUCUGUGGAAUGAGAGAUCACCACAUGCACACUCGAAUGAGACUACUAGUCCCAAACGAACACUCCAAUCGUCUUUUCAGGAACUGCCCCCAGCCUCAGUCCUUGAAGGCGCCUGUAAUACCUUCUUUCACUAUUGCCAUAAUCAGCCCUACACCUUCUUUCAUGAAGGCAACUUUCGUCAACGUCUGUUGAAUGGGGCAUGGCCGAGCUAUCUGCUUUUUGCUUUUCUAGCUUCUGCCAUGCGUUACUCGACGGACCCCUGGUUCGAUGGAAAACACGCCGCAGCUCUGGAAGAGUACGCAUCGAAUUCGUGGAAAUUGAUCGUCACGUCUGGAUGCGCCGUGGAAGAAGGUGCUGACACCGCAGUGGUACAAGCGAUCUCACUUCUGGCCAUCAUCGACUCUGCAGCCGGACGAAGACGCGCUGCUUGGGUGAAGAUCGGGCUGGCAGUUCGAAUCAGUCAAGACCUCCACCUCAUGAUGGAACCUGACGUGAAUCUUCCUCCGAUUGAACAAGAAGAGCGUCGGCGACUCUUCUGGUCAAUCUACCUGCUUGAUCGCUUUGUCUCCUGUUCAAAACAACGACCUCCUGCCAUCCUGGAUGCAGACUGUCAAGUGCAACUUCCUGGUGACGAGGCGGACUUUCGUCAAGGCAUCUACAAGAAGACCGAUACUCUGACAAUUCUGGGCACCGGUGCUAGUAGUGCCCAUUCUUCUUGUAAGCCAAGCCAAUUCGCGCUACUUGUCCUCAUGGUUUGCGUUCUGGGUCGGUGCGCACGAUAUAUGCUUGACAACCGCGAGGGCACCGAGGAGCGGGCUCCAUUCAACCCAUCGUCCGAAUAUGUGACGAUAUCCUCGGUACUUCUCUAUUAUGAGUCCUUCAUCGACAGUGGCAAUCCUGUCGAUCAGGCCGUCCGACAAGGCACGCAUAAGCAAGAUCUUCAGAUAGACCAGCAAAUGGUUGGCCAUGUGAUAUUCACUCGAGUAUUGUUUCACCUGUGCCAUUGCAUUCUCAACCAUCCGUUUCUUCUGCGGCAACGAGUGAUUUCGACGCCAGCAAAGACGCCCACGACUUGGUUGGCACGCUCACUGGAGACGGGAGUAGAGCAUGCUGGACUUCUGACAAAAGUCUUCCUCGACGCGAAAAAUAGUGGUUGCAUGGUGGCCGGUUCGUUUUACGGAUAUUGCUUGUUGAUUUCAGGCGCAAUACAUGCCCUGUACACGCACUCACAAGACUCCGAGUUGCAGCAGGAGUCGCUCGAGAACUUGGUCUGCGAUCUCGGCUACCUGGAUGAUAUUGCCAAAUACUGGAAGAACACUACAUUAAUAGCAUCGGGCCUGAGGACGUUCUGGUCCCACAGCGCUAAAUUCAGUGUUUUGCUCAGCUCCAAACCCUUGCUAUCUUCCUUCGGUGACUCAGAGCUUGACAUCCUCUGGACUUCGGUGGAUUAUGGUGUCAUGUCAGACCCCGACAAGUCCUUGUCGCAGAGCGUCGCGGCUUCAACCUCCUCACCCCUUGCAUGGGGCAUGUCGCCUUGGAAAGAGGGUAACGAUGUUGGAGAUCCUAUAACGGGGACGGACAACUGUCAUUUUCUACCCGAAUCGACGGUCAGUGAGAAUGCCCCAAGUCAUUCUUCGACCCAGACUCUAGGGCAUGCAAUGUCCAUCAGCAGCACACAACCCUUUCUCCAACUUAACACUAUCUUUCAGAGUCCCCAUGCCUACAUGGAUUUUGGCAUUAGCGAACAGUCUUCUUUAAGUCCAAACGGGGUUCAAACCUUCCCACAUACAUCAACACGAACGCAGUCUUUAAAAUAACGCAAAGUUGAGAGUCUCUACGCCUGAAGUCCUUUCCGCAGCUCCGUGCGCGGACACGCUCAGUGGGCAGAAACAGUCAUACAUACGAUCAGAAAAGUCGACAUAGCCGUCCGUCAUCCCAUGCUAGACUACCUACAGAUCUACUCGU